AUGCCUCAUUCUCCAACACUAGCAGCCGUUGACGCCAAUGACUCACAUUUGGGCAACACCGACCAGGAAUGCUUCUCAUUGUGCGAGUAUGAUCUCGAUGUCGUUGAUGACGCCUUGAACAAUCCCACUCGUGGCGAAUAUCGUGACCAUUUUGGAUUCCAUAUCCAAGUCAAGACGGAUGAUGAAGAUGAAGCAAGCAGCAGCAGUGAGGAUUCGGAUUCGGAUUUGAGUGAUCAAGAAGAUGGCAUUGCACAACAACAUCAUCAUCAUCAAGGUACCACAACCAACAACAACAACAACGACAGCAACAGCAACAACAGUCGACGUCCUCCUCGACGAUUACAACCCACCCAUUCUACUACCACAUCAAGUGAAGAGGAUGAUGCAUCAGUGGAUACAGCCAUGACAACGCCUACUAUGCUCAAACACCCGUUUCCUUUGCCAACAACAGCAACCACCAUGGAUACGCCUCGUCGAUGUCGAUCAUCCACCGUGGCUGAAUCUCUUCAGGAGCAAGUAGAGGAAGAAGAUGAUGAUGACAAAGAAGAGAAUGAAUACGACAAUGAAAAUGAACAAUCAUUAUCAUCCAACACCACCAUGAAGACUCCAAAGAGACGACGAGCAGCUACAGUGGUGCGUCACAAGCCAUUGCCACCUCGACCCUUAGAAGAUGAACCAGAAACAACAACAACGACAACCUCCUCACAAGGUAGCAACUUGGCGCGUACAAGAUCCGAGAGUGGAAAAUCCUUCCAUUCGUUUAGCUUUUUCAAGAGAACGGAUUCAUUAUCAUCACGCAGCAGCCAUAGCAGUACUAGUACAUCCACAUCACGACCUUUGGAACGACCUUCACAAGCAUUUCAGGAACGACAAAGCAAGCGUAUGUCAGGGUUGAUUCGUGGUACCCAGCCUCCUGCUGCCGCUGCAUCAUGUACAUCAGCCGCUGCUGGUGCUGCUGGUGCUGUGACAUCCCCUUCCUCUUCCGCCAACCCCAAGCGAUUCUCUUAUGCAGGUGGUACUACUAGCAGCAGCAGCAGCAGCUACUAUGACAUGAUCCGAUCCAAAUUGGGUGGUGGCAAUUCUAAUGGUGGAGGUGGUGGUGGUCGCUAUUCAGAAGAUCAACAUCAUCAACUACGUGAAUCUAUGAGACACUUGGCAUUGAAGGAGGAAACUAAGGAGUGUCUUAAUCAAGUGACAUUGAGUGACCCUGAUAAAGAAUUUUGGGAGGCCUUCAUUCAAGACACCGACCAUGUGAUCAAAUCUCAACUUGACAAUGUACGACAACACAUGGUAGCAGGCGGGAUCCCAUUAUCCGUACGUGGUCACCUAUGGCAACUGCUAUCCAAGUCCCGCAACAUGUGUGAGCUUGAGACUGAAUACAGGGAACUACUCAAACGCGUGAGUCCACAUGAGAAAUCCAUUCGACGUGAUUUGGCACGCAAUUUCCCCGCCACCGCUUUCUUUCAACAUCCAGUGACGGAAGGGCUUGAUUCCAUAUUCCAUGUCAUCAAAGCCUAUAGCUUGUUUGAUCAGCAAGUGGGAUACAACAAACAAUUGUUUUAUUUGGUGGCAUGUCUUGUUUCGAAUAUGCCGGAUGAGAAUGCCUUUAGUGUCUUGGUGAAGCUGAUGAGCCAGUACAGUUUACGACCCCAAUACACCUUGCAACAACCUGAACUUUUGCAUGAGCGAUUAUACCAAUUCAAUCACUUGCUGCAGCAAAUGUUACCACAGGUGCAUGAACAUUUGGAGAAACAACAUGUGCAACCCAGCAUGUAUGCGUCGCAAUGGUUCCUGACAUUUUUUGCUUUUCGAGGCCCGCUGCAUUUGGCAUGUCGUGUAUUGGAUGUGGUCCUCAUCGAAGGUGCUCAAAUGAUGCUCCGCUUUGCAUUGACGCUUGUGUUUCGCAAUCAAGAAGCCAUCCUUGCACUCGACGACUUUGAAAGUCUUAUCCACUUUCUCAACAAUACAAUCUAUGACGACUACAAGGACGAUGUGAAUGAUUUUAUUCAAGAUGCCUAUCAUUUGGAUAUUGCACCAAAGUUACUUGCUCGGCUCACCAAGCAAUACGCCAACGAAGCUGCUCGUGAUGCCAAAAUCCAAUCGCAAGAGGAACAACUGCGUCGAGCCAAUGCCGAGGUGACCAACCAGCUACGUCGACUCGAGAAAUCAUAUCAAUCGCUUGAAAAGGAUCAUCAUGAAGUCGCAAGUCAGGUCAUUGAUGCCAAGAUGCAUGUUGCAAGGAUGGAUGAUGAAAAUGAGCAAUUGAGACGCCAACUAGCACAAUCGCGAGGCGAUCUUGAGAAAUUCAAAAUGACAGCACCUGUGGUGGAUAACCUUAUGCGUGAGAAUGCACACCUAAAGCAACAAAACGAUCAGCUCACGACUCGAUUGGCGGAUUUGGAAACGAUGUUGGUGAAUCUCAAAAUCAAGCAUGCAGAAACCGAGAGUGCGUACGAUGAUGUACAACAAAAACUUCAAGCAUGUGGUGGUGGUGUUCCUAUCAACCAAUAUUGA
Lichtheimia ornata is the source of this 2514-nucleotide messenger RNA. RefSeq lists its product as uncharacterized. Lineage: Eukaryota; Fungi; Mucoromycota; Mucoromycetes; Mucorales; Lichtheimiaceae. The record is from RefSeq and is a predicted model, not a curated record. The coding region runs from base 1 to 2514 and encodes 837 amino acids. The transcript is spliced from 4 exons.